GGGUCUUAAUCACUCGGCAGGGCAGGCUCUCCCCACCGGCGUCUCUUUCCUGCAGAUGGGGUGUUCACACCGGUUCCGCGGCUCGGGAUAACCUGAUCCGAAGUCGGAUUUGUGGCAUCAUUUGCAUCAUGGCCCUGGAGCUGCCUCUCAUCCCGAGACGUUUCCUCUGGUUUGUCCUAGCCCAUCACUUUAUCGUGGUCACCGCGUGCCAUGAAGCCGACUAUGGCCAGUUGAUCGAGGAUUACUGCCUAAGCCAGUUUAAAUUUGACAUGGAAAUGAUAGGGCAGAAGCUGUGGUGUGACUGGGAUGAGACAGUAGGCUCCUACGGCGAGCUCAUCAACUGCACCUUGCUGAUAGCCGAGAAACUGGCUUGCUAUUGGCCGAACCAGCGGGUGGACGAGUUCUUCAUAGCCAUUCACAAGCACUAUUUCAAAAAUUGCUCCCUCUCUGGGAGGUCUCUACGCGACCCACCGAACAACAUCCUAUACCCGUUCCUUGUGGUCCCCAUCCUCAUCACCCUGCUCAUGACGGCGCUGGUGGUGUGGCGGAGCAAGCGGAGUGAGGGCAUUGUGUAAGCUAGUGUGCCCCAGGAUCUCACUACAUCAAUAGAGACCUACCUUCCUGUGGACUAAACCCUCUCUGUCAGACCGGGCGAGCCCUUGUGGAAUCAGCAGCACGUUGGAAGCUUUGUAACCCUAAGGCAAAGUGUGGAGACAGAACAGUGCACACUUGACGUUUAACACUGUCCUGAGCAGAGAGGGGUUCUGUACCUAUAUACAUUUCCUCUGGAUAACAACCCUUUAUUCAGGCAGAGAUGACAUGCUUUGGACUAAUGCCACUUCUCAAUAAUUACUCUCAGUAACUGCAGCACUUCUUGCAAACCAAUUACUUGGUCAUUUUAAAAAUCAUUUAUAAAGACAAUUAAUUGAAAAGUAUAUAGUAUAGGUCACGAUUAGUGUUUAUACACUUAAUCAGUAAUCAGCCACAGGAUGGAUCUGGCGAGGUACCAUUCUGUAGACAUCUAAUUAUUAUAAUUUAUUUCUUGCAAAGUUUUGGCUUGAAUGCUUCUGAAGUCUAUCGUUGUUAAUUAAAGGAACCCUUGAUUACUUUGCAAA
Trachemys scripta elegans is the source of this 1115-nucleotide messenger RNA. RefSeq names its product receptor activity modifying protein 1 (gene RAMP1). The transcript is spliced from 3 exons. Lineage: Eukaryota; Metazoa; Chordata; Testudines; Emydidae. Bases 129 to 575 code for a protein of 148 amino acids. The record is from RefSeq and is a predicted model, not a curated record. Gene Ontology annotation, cellular component: cell surface; membrane; signaling receptor complex. Gene Ontology annotation, molecular function: coreceptor activity. Gene Ontology annotation, biological process: intracellular protein transport; protein localization to plasma membrane; receptor internalization.